This is a messenger RNA of Eurytemora carolleeae, 1035 nucleotides long. Its product is annotated as GPN-loop GTPase 3-like. The coding region runs from base 78 to 911 and encodes 277 amino acids. NCBI's taxonomy places the organism in Eukaryota, Metazoa, Arthropoda, Copepoda, Calanoida, Temoridae. Gene Ontology annotation, molecular function: GTPase activity. The record is from RefSeq and is a predicted model, not a curated record. The transcript is spliced from 8 exons.
AAACGAAAUAAUGGCGAUUGUUAUUAAACUCUAUCUGGAUAAUUAUAAAUUGCACAAAGAAAUAUUUCAGAGGAAAAAUGCGCUACGCCCAGAUAGUGAUGGGUCCAGCUGGUUCAGGCAAAUCUACAUACUGUUCCACGCUAGCUGCACAUGGACAGGACUCUAAGCGAACUAUCCAUGUUGCCAACCUUGAUCCAGCCGCUGAACAUUUCAGUUACCAACCUCUUCUAGAUGUUAGGGAUCUUAUACAAGUAGAUGACGUGAUGGAGGACGAAGAGAUGAAGUUUGGUCCUAACGGAGGACUCGUCUUCAGUAUGGAGUUCAUGAUGGAGAACACAGACUGGUUAGAGGAAGCCCUGGGUGAGGACGAGGAUGAUUAUAUUUUAUUCGACUGCCCUGGUCAGAUCGAAUUGUAUACACACAUGAAUCUCAUGAGAAGAUUUGUAGACCUUCUUCAACAUUGGAAUUUCAGGGUGUGCGGUGUGUUCCUGAUAGACUCCCACUUCAUGGUUGAUGGAGGAAAGUUUAUAUCUGGAGCUUUAGCUGCUCUCAGUGUUAUGGUUAACCUAGAGGUUCCUCAUGUUAACGUUCUUUCCAAGAUUGACCUGUUAUCUGUGGGCGGGAGGAAACAGUUGGAGAGAUUUCUUGAACCUGAUACUCACACCCUUACUGCAGACCUUCACGGGACUAAUGGUGUACUAGGACACAGGUAUGGGGAGCUGUCGGUGGCCCUUGGUCGGGUUUUGGACGAUUACAGUCUUGUCAAAUUUUUCCCCUUGGACAUCACUAGUGAAGAAAAUAUACAGGAUUUAUUAAUCAUGAUUGAUACAACGAUACAGUAUGGAGAGGAUCUAGAUACGAAAACAAGAGAUUUCGAAUAUCCAGACAAGGAGGAUGAAAACGACGAGUAGAACUUAAGUUCAGUUGAUCCGAACUGAACUUAAAUCGAACUAUAAAAAGUUCAAACUCCCGGCUCAGUUUUUAAAUAAAUGUUAUUUAUUUUUUUAUAUCAAGGCUGUGAUAUUUUUUUUCAGA